AUGUCUCUUCAACAGUACACCAACUGGUCUCGUCCCGCUCAACCCAGCCCGCUGGCCAAUCUUCCCGCCGAGGUUCUCAUGGAGAUCUCCGAGUUAAUUGGCAACCCCGACGGUCAACAAGCAGCAGAAACCUUGCACAAUCUAAGUCAGCUGAGCGGUCGCCUGUACGCAAUCGUCCGCCCUUACUUCUACCGCGCCAACAACUACAGACAGUUCUACCAUGCUGUUCGUUUGGCCGACAUCCCCAUGAUGAAUCACUGUGAGAAUUACCUUGCGGCGCCCAUCGAUAUCAUGUGGCGAUGUGCUCCUGGACAGCAUGCGACAGCCUUGAGCAAUCUCCUGACCGGACUGGAAGACGACUGGGGGCAAUCUGAUGAUGCACCUCAGGCAAGCAUUCACGACAAGAAGCUUGACAAUAGGUUCGACGCUUUGAAGUGGCUUCUCGAGAGAGGCGCGAAUGGUGGAGAUACCGUAUGCCACGAUCGCAGGAUGUGUCAGGAGCAUGCCUGCGAUUCCGUGAAGCGACUCGGCCACACGAAUGCAAUUCUCCUAAACCACCUGCAAAGAGGUAGCAGCAAGCACACUAUGGAAGUCAUUGUCAACAUGAUCAAGAUGCUGAGCAGCCACGGGUGCCUCAACCCAACUCGCCCCGACACCUUUGCUGGCCGGAGACUUCCCUAUAUAGGACAUUGGCAGAUAUCCUCAAACAUGAGGGCCUAUCAUGUGGAAUCGCCGCUGCAAUUGGCGCUCAAGUCGCAUGUAGUCCCCUCUGUUCUGGAACUCAUGCUAAGCGAGUAUGCCGAUCAGGGCAUCAAGCUGAGGGAUUGGUACUCCGCUUGCCCACGCAGCCUUGCCAAGCUCGCAAGGCGAGAACGUUACCGGGGGUCCUCGACUAAAUGGUGCAAAUUCACCUAUAUCAACGACUUCAUAUGGAUCCUCCACUCCGAUCUGCACGGAGAAUACACUCAAUGGGAGGAAGGCUACUUCGGUGAGGUCGCCGACAUUUUCCAGGCCAAGCUCAAACUGAUGAUCAAGUACGAGAUGGUCAACGCUCAAGAGGAGGCUCUUCUCAAAAGUAUCGAAUCGGCUCUCUACUCUAUCACCGCAGAUUGCAUUCAGGCAAGUUGUAAGGACGAAGAGCAGUCCAAAAGGUCGUGGGAAAAGCUCUGCGAUGCUAUAAAGCCAUUCGCUAACGAUGGCAACCUAAGUGUGCGUCGUUCGAUAUGGACGCCAAAUCCUACCGGCCCAGGUCGCAUUCACAAAUUCGUCAUUGACUCGAUGUGGAACCCGUAG
Fusarium pseudograminearum CS3096 is the source of this 1293-nucleotide messenger RNA. RefSeq lists its product as uncharacterized. The record is from RefSeq and is a predicted model, not a curated record. The transcript has a single exon. Bases 1 to 1293 code for a protein of 430 amino acids. Lineage: Eukaryota; Fungi; Ascomycota; Sordariomycetes; Hypocreales; Nectriaceae.